Messenger RNA from Paramecium pentaurelia, 1296 nucleotides. Lineage: Eukaryota; Ciliophora; Oligohymenophorea; Peniculida; Parameciidae. The record is from the annotation of a GenBank genome assembly.
AUGUUAUAAGAAGAAGAAGUUGAAUUGAUGUUAGAAUAAGGAGGAAUUCCAAUAUCAUAAUUAUGCAAUUCAAGUGUUAAUAUUGAUUUACUUUAAUGCCCAAUUUGUUUUAAUAUACUCUGGAAACCAAUUGCAUGUGGGUAAGAUAGAUGUUUCUCCUCAUUUUGUUAAUACUGCAUUGAGUCAUGGCUUAAUUAGAAAAAGUAUUUAUCUUUAAAAAUGGAUAGUGCAUAAUCUACUUUUGAAGAAGAAGAAGAAACAUUUGCAAAUGAAAGUAAUUGUCCAAAGUGUAAAAGACUGUUUAUUAAGACUGAAAUACCUUUGGUUAAAGUAUUAUUGUCUUAAAUUGAAUUGAAAUGUGUUCAUUCAGGUAUGUAAAUAAAUAUAAAAGAUUGCACUUAGGUGAUACCAUAUGAAGAAUAUGAAAACCAUAUUGUUAAUUGUAAGGAAAGAAAAAAAUAAUGCAGAGGUUGUUAAUAAUACAUUUUAUAAAAUAAACUAGAGGAACAUGAGGCAUAAUGCUCUUAGAUUCCUGUUGAAUGUUAGAAAUGUCAUAAGAGGAUGCCAAAAUGUGAUCUUGAGUCUAAACAUGAUAAAUAUGUAAUAAAUUUAAUGAUUAGCAGAAUUGUAUAGAAAACUUAUUUAAGAUUUAAGAUUAGUAAUUAGAGAAUUUAUAUACUUAAUAUUUAAUGUGUGAUGAUAUGGUUAAUUAUUAUGAAGAGAAGAUUGCUAGAAUGAUGAAAGGAGAUCUUAUUAUAUUAAAUGAGUAUAACUUUUUUACCAUUUUUACAGCUAAUUAUUAAUUCACAACUGAUAAUUUAUAUAUUGCAAGACUUGUAAGGUAUUAAAUUUAAUUAAAAUAUUAGAAAUUCAUACAAUUACAAUAAAUAAAAAAAUGAUUUCCUUCAUUUUUAUGUAGAUUAUCAUUUUACAACAGGUUUAGAAGGUUAUGAAUGGAAAAGUAGAGUAAUUAGAUUAAGAGGUAAUUUACUAAUUGGUGUUUGUUCAUCUUAAUUAUCAAAUUCAGUUGAUUUUAUAGUUAAUAGAUUAGGAGAAGUAAAAAAAAAGGAGGAAAAUGAUAAUAGAUAUCAUAUUAUUAGAAAAGUUAAUUUUACCUUUGGAGAAGGUGAUGUCAUCAGAUUUCAAAUUCUUCCCUUCAUGUAAUGCUUAAGAAUCACAAAUGAAACAAGACAUUUGACAUUUUGUUUCAAUAGGAAUGAAUUAUAAGAAAUGGGAGAUUAAUAUUUCAGUUUCUUUAGUCUUGAGUAUUAAGGAGAUGCUCUUCAAUUUUUAUGA